AGGGGACGGUUGCUGAGCAAACGUGGUAUCCCGGUUGCGGCGCCUUGCGCCGGGCGGUCUAUAAUCCAUCUAUUGGGUCAGGAACGAGCUAAACUGAGGCCACGCCGCACAGACGGGCUGGACUGAAAGAAUUCUGAGCUGGUGUCAGGUGCCUUAGGCAUUGAGGAUCUCACCAAGAGGUAACAGACGGAGCUAAGGGCCAGUGAGAUGGCAGACGAGGCCUUAGCUGGGCUGGACGAAGGAGCCCUCCGGAAACUGCUAGAGGUCACAGCAGAUCUGGCAGAAAGGCGGAGGAUCCGCUCAGCCAUUCGGGAGCUGCAACGGCAGGAGCUGGAACGAGAGGAGGAGGCUCUGGCAUCCAAACGUUUCCGUGCAGAGCGGCAGGACAACAAGGAGAACUGGUUGCACUCUCAGCAGCGGGAAACCGAACAGCGGGCUGCCCUCGCACGACUAGCAGGGCGGCUAGAGUCCAUGAAUGAUGUGGAGGAGUUGACCACACUGCUGCGAGGCGCUAGUGAGUACGAGGAACGCAAGCUGAUCCGAGCUGCCAUCCGCCGUGUACGGGCUCAGGAGAUUGAGGCCGCCACUGUGGCUGGGAGGUUGUACAGCAGGCAUUCCAACAGUGGCUCCAGAGAAGACAGCAAGGGGCAGUCAACACACAGGCUGGAACGGCAUGAGGUAUCAGAGGCCAAGGAACAAGAGCAGCAAGCAGAGGUCCCAAAGCCAACCCCAAUUCCUGAGGCCACCAGCCAGGAUGUGACCACAGUGACGCUCCUGCUGAGAGCCCCACCUGGGGGCACACCUAGCUCAUCGGCCUCACCUGACAGUUCACCUACCACUGCUUCUCCUGAGCCUCCACUUGAGCCUGCUGGAACCCAGUGCCCUGCUGCCGAGGCUCCAGGCAGCCCUGAGCCACCUCCUAGCCCUUCAGGAGCCCCUAGACCUGAUUCUCCUGAGUCACCAGCCACCCUGAGCACUGAGGGGCAGGUGGUCAACAAACUCCUGCCUGGGCCCACAGAGGCCCCUACUGCCCAGGGCCCCACCAGAGGUCCCUCCAAUACAAAAAAAUCAGACCUGGCUGGUCUCCGACCCUGCCAACGCUCCUUAUCUGUGCUGAGCCCUCGCCAGCCAGCCCAGAACCAAGAGUCCACUCCUCUUGCCAGCGGACCUUCCCCAUUCCAGCGGGCUGGCUCUGUGAGGGACCGUGUCCGCAAGUUCACAUCCAAUUCUCCUACAGCUGCCAGACUCCAGGAUGGCCCAUCCCGGGCGGCCUUAGGUUCCCCAACUCCAAUAAAACUCCUGGGCCCCUCCUUCAUCAGCACCACCCCUGUUGCCUCCUCUAAUAGCUCCUCCUCUCAGGGCCCCAGUGACACCUCCUCCCGGUUCAGCAAGGAGCAAAGAGGAACAGCCCAGCCCCUGACCCAAGAGGAGGGCCCCAGGGGGCGGGGCUUGGCUGCCAGGUCCCUUGAAAACGGAGCAGGGGGGCCCGUGGCCUGCUCAGAGGAGCCUAGUACCCAGCUGCCCGUGGCCAUCGGUAUUGCCGAGCCAGGGAGCAGUAUGAAGACUACAUUCACCAUCGAGAUCAAGGAUGGCCGUGGCCAGGCCUCCACGGGCCGGGUGGUGCUGCCCACAGGCAACCAGAGGGCAGAACUGACACUGGGGCUGCGGGCACCCUCCACACUCCUCAGCACCAGCAGUGGGGGUAAGAGCACCAUCACCCAUGUCAGCAGCCCUGGGACCCUGUCGCGGCUGGGCAGUGUUACUCAUGUCACCACCUUCAGCCAUGCUUCCCCUGGUAGCCGAGGAGGCUGCAGCAUUAAGAUGGAGCCAGAGCCAGCGGAGCCCCCUUCUGCUGCAGUGGAAGCAGCCAAUGGUGCUGAGCAGACUCUGGUAGACAAAGCACCAGAGGGUCGGAGUCCUCUGAGUGCCGAGGAUCUGAUGGCCAUUGAGGAUGAAGGAGUCCUUGACAAGAUGCUGGAUCAGGCCACAGACUUUGAGGAGCGGAAACUCAUCAGGGCUGCACUUCGGGAGCUCCGACAAAGGAAGAGAGACCAGCGGGAAAAGGAACGGGAACGGCGGCUGCAGGAGGCACGGGCUCGACCAGGGGAGGGCCGAAGCAACACAGCUACAGAGACCACCACAAGGCACAGCCAACGUGCAGCCGAUGGUUCGGCUGUCAGCACUGUUACCAAGACUGAGCGGCUCGUCCACUCCAAUGAUGGCACACGGACGGCCCGCACCACCACAGUGGAGUCAAGCUUCGUGAGGCGCUCGGAGAAUGGUAGUGGUAGUACCACAGUGCAAACCAAAACUUUCUCCUCUUCUUCCUCUUCAUCCAAGAAAAUGGGCAGCAUAUUUGACCGUGAGGAUCAGGCCAGCCCAAGGCCUGGCAGCCUGGCUGCACUGGAGAAACGACAGGCAGAAAAGAAGAAAGAGCUGAUGAAGGCGCAGAGUCUGCCCAAGACCUCAGCUUCUCAAGCACGCAAGGCCAUGAUUGAGAAGUUAGAGAAAGAGGGUACCACAGGCAGCCCUGGUGGACCUCGUGCAGCUGUGCAACGCUCCACCAGCUUUGGUGUCCCCAAUGCCAACAGCAUCAAGCAGAUGUUGCUGGAUUGGUGCCGAGCCAAGACCCGUGGCUAUGAGCACGUGGACAUCCAGAACUUCUCCUCCAGUUGGAGUGAUGGGAUGGCCUUCUGUGCCCUAGUACACAACUUCUUCCCCGAGGCUUUUGACUACGGGCAGCUUAGCCCACAGAACAGGCGCCAGAACUUUGAGGUGGCCUUCUCAUCUGCUGAGAUGCUGGUGGACUGCGUGCCCUUGGUGGAGGUGGAGGACAUGAUGAUCAUGGGAAAGAAGCCCGACCCCAAGUGCGUCUUCACCUACGUGCAGUCGCUCUACAACCACCUGCGGCGCCAUGAGCUGCGCCUGCGCGGCAAGAAUGUCUAGCCGCACCGCCAGCACCGCCAGCUCGCAGCAGGCUGCCGCCCCCACCCUCCCGGCACUGUCCCCUCCCUGUGCUCUUGCCCACCGCUGCCUUGUCUGUCGAGACACCCUCCUCCGCAUACACACGCGUUUUGAUAAAUUAUUGGUUUUCAACGA
Messenger RNA from Sciurus carolinensis (gray squirrel), 3099 nucleotides. It is a transcript of the gene Smtn, whose product is annotated as smoothelin. The record is from RefSeq and is a predicted model, not a curated record. Bases 208 to 2946 code for a protein of 912 amino acids. The transcript is spliced from 20 exons. Lineage: Eukaryota; Metazoa; Chordata; Mammalia; Rodentia; Sciuridae. Gene Ontology annotation, molecular function: protein binding. Gene Ontology annotation, biological process: actin cytoskeleton organization. Gene Ontology annotation, cellular component: filamentous actin; microtubule organizing center.